AUGAUAAGGUCAGAGGUUAUGUUGGUUCGUACGAUGCUCCGUCGUCCUUUGGUGGACCACACAGAGAUGGCAGAUUUCGGCCUCGUGGUCGAAUCUCUGAGUUCAGGCAUUCGCGAGGAAGCGGGCGCGGUAGCGGACGAGGACGUAGUGACUUCCCGCCAAGGUCUGAUCAUGAUGAAAGCUCCUACAAAUAUCAAGAACCGC
Molecule: messenger RNA, 204 nt
Organism: Iphiclides podalirius (scarce swallowtail)
Lineage: Eukaryota; Metazoa; Arthropoda; Insecta; Lepidoptera; Papilionidae
Source: the annotation of a GenBank genome assembly